UAUGGUAAAAGAUCACAAGUUAAUCAUGUUAAAUAGUCAAUGAAGAAUUAGUGUUAUUUAUUUAUUUAUUUAUUUAUUUAUUUAUUUAUCAAUCAAUCAAUCAAUCAAUCAAUCAAUCAAUCACAUUAGUGUGCAGGGGCCUGUUGCACAAAAGUAGGAUUCAGACAUCCAGGAUAAAUGACUGAGCUGAGCUCAACCAACCCAAAACAAUAGCCAUCUAGGAUUAAUUGGUUGCACAUAGCCCAAACCAGGAUGAGUAGACACGAAUGAAUCAAGCCAGGUGAAACCAAUCCCCGAUCAGUAUGUGGCUUCCUUAAAUAGACCCCGCUAUCAGCGAUGAAAACUUGAAAAUUUUUCGACUUUCUGGGAUCACGUCGCAAGACGUGUGUCACAUGACACGUGCAAAGCACAAACUUUCACACGCGCGAUAAUCACCCUAUCGCGCAGGUUCCAUUGAAAAUGAAUGGAGUCGAGGCGAUGUCGCCGAUGUGGCACCCAUAAAAGAAAGUGCUUGCUCUGGUGCGCAUAAAUUAAUUACACAAAAAAAUGUAACAUAAUUAAUUACAUAAAUGAGUUACCGCCCUGAACGUGUUAUUUUUGACAGCGCUAAUAUAUACAGUGUGUAUGUACAGUGUGUGUGUGUGUAUAUAUAUAUAUAUAUAUAUAUAUAUAUAUAUAUACACACACACACACACACACACACACACAUAAUAUUUGUCCAUUUAACUGCAUUAUAAAUGUAUUUUAUGUAUGAUUUCAAUCAUUUUUAACAUUUUCUUUAGUUUAAAAAAAAAAAAAAAAAAAAGCUGAAUUUGUACAUUUCCUAAUCAGUUAUAUGGCAGGAACCUAAGAUGAUCUCUGCUUCGUGCACAAGCCCAGCCUACCGUCUUGAAUACACUCAGUUGGAUCAUGGCCAGCACUUGGCACUUUCUGUUUGUCAGCAUGUGGCCAAUAAUAUAAUUUUGUUGAACAUUUAUUAUACACUAUGACUUUCUACAGCCUGUAUAAUGUAUUUAAUGUAUGUGUGACAUCAUUAGUCUUGCUAAUCAACAAAAUAACAGAAAUGUCAUACAUGGAGGCGCUGCAGUACUCUUCUCAUCCUGAAAGAGUGGGGAUUAGCGUGAGCUGGAAGGCUCUUGUCACUGCCUUCCAUAGAGAGGAUAAGGCAGCGAGUUUUUUGUUUUGAUUUGUUUUUUUUUUACAGCAGCAGCACCAACUGGAGAGCAGCAAGUCAAAUGUGUUAAUUAUAUUAUAUGAUAUUUUUUUGACUGCCAAGUUGUAGGAUUGUAUUUCGCAGCUCACCAGAAGGUGAUCAGACUUUUACAACAAAGUAUCAGAACAUUUCCUGUAGACGGAUAGGGUUCUUUAUAUACAGAUAAAAGCGACCUAUAUUAACAUUUUUAAAAAUACUCAGUGCCUCACCAGCCAUGAACCUCACAGCACGUCACUGAAUACCACUGGAAUGUGUAUGGUAUUUAUCUUUGUUAAACAACAAUGGAAAAACACAACUAGAUAAAAAUGCAAGGGACUGAAUUCAUGGUGAGACUCCAGGACCAGCUCAAGUAUUUUGUCCACAACAAGCUCUCUACUGACAAGCUGUGGCAGAAUGUCAAAAUCUACCUGUCAGGUCAUGAGACCCCUGGGGAGGGAGAGCAUAAGAUCAUGGAGUUUAUACGCUCGGAAAUUGCAAAGCCAGGUCAUGAUCCCAACACCCGACACUGCUUAUAUGGCUUGGAUGCUGACCUGAUCAUGUUGGGUUUGACUAGCCAUGAGCCAAAUUUUUCUCUGCUCAGAGAAGAGGUGCGCUUUGGAGGAAAGAAAUCCCAGAAAAGGAUCACCGCUCCAGAGGAGACUACCUUUCAUUUGCUUCACUUGUCUCUGAUGAGGGAAUACAUUGACUACGAGUUUUCAGCGCUUAAGACUCCAAUGGGCUCAGAUUACGACUUGGAAGGAAUAAUAGAUGACUGGAUUCUGAUGAGCUUCCUUGUGGGGAACGACUUCAUCCCCCAUCUUCCACAUCUCCACAUCAGCCACGAUGCUCUGCCGUUGCUGUAUAAGACUUACAUCAGCGUGCUGCCCGGCCUUCGUGGUUAUCUGAACGAGAAUGGCCACCUUAACGUUGGAAACUUUGAGAAAUACUUGGAGAAACUUUCUGAGUUUGAUCGGGAACACUUCAGUGAGGUUUUCGUGGACUUGAAGUGGUUUGAGAGUAAAGUUGGUAACAAGUACCUGAAUGAAGCAGCUGGCCAAGCAGCAGAGAAGGAAGCUGCCAACAAACACAACAACAAGGAGGAGAAUGCUUCCAUCACUCUGGCAGCUCUGACCUCAUCAGAUAAGGUCUUAGGAAGUGGGAAAGGAGUUGUGGUAGAAGAUGAGGAGGAAGAAGAUGACAUAUUUGAAACAGAGUUCAGACAGUACAAGCGCACGUACUAUAUGACCAAGAUGGGGGUGGAUGUGGUGUCUGAUGAUUUUCUAGCCAAGCAGGCCAAAUGUUACGUGGAAGGUAUCCAGUGGAUUCUACACUACUAUUACCAUGGGGUUAAGUCCUGGAGCUGGUUUUACCCCUACCACUAUGCACCCUUCCUGUCAGACAUCAAAAAUAUAUCAGAGUUGAAGCUGAACUUUCAGCUUGGAAAACCCUUCAUGCCCUUCCAACAGCUGUUAGCAGUCUUGCCUGCUGCCAGUAUGGAGCUACUGCCUGAAUGUUACAGGCACCUGAUGACCAGUGAAUUGUCACCCAUUAUUGAAUAUUACCCAGUUGACUUCAAAACUGACCUCAAUGGCAAGCAGCAGGAGUGGGAGGCCAUUGUGCUCAUUCCCUUCAUCGAUGAGAGGCACCUGCUGGCAGCCAUGGAUACCUGCAAUCAUAAGUUAACAAAAGAAGAGAGGGACAGAAAUCAUCAUACAGAAUGUGCCGUCUACACGUAUGACCCAGAGAAAGACUUCACAUACGCCUCCACCCUGCCUCAGCUCUUCCCAAACAUCACCCACUGUCAUGCCAGUAAAGAAAACAUUCCAAUGGAUGCCUGGCACGUUCCACUAAACCACAUUGGCAAAAGUGUGGAUCGCUCAGCCCUAUAUUUCUGUGGCUUCCCCACGCUGCAUCACAUCAAACACAAGUUUAAUAUGAAGAAGAGUGGGGUGGUGGUGUUCCAGCAGAGUAGCAGAGGUGAGAACAUGAUGUUGGACAUCCUCCCUGGUGAGCAAAAAGAAAUGCUUUGCGAUCAUGUUGCUGAACAAGUACUGGGGAAGUCCGUGUUUGUCAACUGGCCACAUCUGGAGGAAGCUCGCAUCGUUGCUGUGUCAGAUGGAGAAACCAAGUUUUCUCUGCAUGAGCCACAAGGUGACCAAAGAGUCUACGACAGACCGUCCACACCUCCACCCAUCAAAGUCACUUUCCUCUCGGACAAGGAACAGCGGGAAUGGGAGAAAGAAGUCCAAGGAAUCACUGAACAUUUUCUGAAGAGGAAAGGCAUCAUAGUGAAUGAAACAGCAGUGGUUUUAUACGGACAGCUGCUAACAGGAAGGAAAUACAUCCCUAAAGCCAGCGGUGUGGUGGAGCUGGAGAAACAGUGGGCAAAACAGGUCAUUCCUUUUGCCUACCAGACUGUGGUCAAGGACAUCAAGGCCUUCUAUUCAUCUUUGACCAGCUUUAAGAGCUUGGAAGACCUCUUUCCUCCUCAAAGUACUGUAUUCAUGGUGGGGAACCCCUACUAUGCUGCCGUGGGAGAGGUGCAAGAUUCCAGUGAUGUCAUCAAAGAUGGCCGUGUACGUGUGGUUUUCAACGUGCCACAUGAGCCCCAACUAGAAGUCUUAAUCCAGAACCAGAAUAAAUAUUGUGUGAAGUACAGCCCUGGAUAUGUUGUGGCAUCCCGUCUUGGCAUGACGAGCUACCUUGUGUCCCGCUUUUCUGGAAGCAUCUUCAUUGGCAGAGGUUCUAAAAAGAACCCCUGUGGGGAGCAAAAAGCAAAUGUUGGCCUCAACCUGAAGUUCAACAAGAAAAAUGAGGAGGUUCCCGGAUACACAAAGAGAACUGAGAAGGAAUGGCUCUACUCUGCUGCCGUGGAGGACCUUUUGGCUGAAUACUUGGACAGAUUUUCAGAGGUGUUUGACACAGUUUCCAGAAACUCUCAUGACGACAUCUUCUAUGAAGACGACAUCUGGCCCGGAGAGGACCAGAAUGGGGCCGAAAAGGUAGCUGAAAUCACUGCAUGGUUGAAAAGUCACCCUGUCAGCUCCAUCAGCAGGGCAUCAUGUGACUUGCAAGUGCUGGACACUGCUAUCGUGGAGAAAAUUGAGGAGGCUGUGGAGAAAUCCAAGGUGAAGAAGGGUAUCAAGAAAGUUCGUGUCACUGUCAAGCCACAUCUCCUCUUUAGGCCUUUGGAGCAGCAACAAGGGGUGGUCCCAGACCCUGAUGCAGAGUAUCGCCUGUUUGACCGAGUCAUCAAUGUCAGGGAGAGCUUCACUGUCCCGCUGGGUCUCAGAGGAACCAUCAUUGGCAUUAAAGGAGCGGAGCGCGAGGAUGAGGUUCUCUAUGAAGUACUGUUUGAUGAAGAAUUUGCUGGAGGCCUUAACAUCAGGUGCACAUCACCUCGUUGUUACCGCCUCCCGCCAUGUGCUCUGAUCAACCUCUCCCACGGUGGCCGAAUGGAUCCCACGUCCCACAAACUGACCGCCAUUGUCAAACCUCAGCCCGCCGCUGCCGCCAACUUCAACUCACACCAUCACCUGGGCAACCUCAACCACUCACCGCGGUCACCCUUUAUAGCUACACAACAUAACAGACACAGUGGGGUCAAAGGCAACAGCUCUACGUCCAAGGCACCCUUCCAGAAACAACAGACCAAGAGUAAAGAGGCGUACACAAAUGUGUGGCAGUCUCUGCAGAAGUCUGCCCCUCCUCAUCAACCUCCUGCUCACUGGCAAAAUAAUGCCUCCAUUACUCCCAUCAGAUUGUUGAAGAAAAAUGAAGAUGCCAUCUCCCUUUUACCUCAGCAGAACACAGUCAACAAGAUACACAGUUCUAAAACAUCAGCGGAGUUUGAGGACCUCAUAGCCAGCUUAAAGAUCUCGAAGGAGAGGCAGGAGACUCCAAACCUUCCGUCUACCCCUGCACAAACUUCUACCACUCAAUCAGAUGGGCCAUUGUCUCCACAGUCCUUUGCCAUGAAGGGCACUAGGGUGUUGAAGGAGAUGCUGAAGAUUGACAGCACUGGAUCAGGAAGCACUUGCCCUCAAGAGGCAGGCACACUCUGCGAAGGCCAGAAGCAAAACAUAAGGAGAAAGUCUAAAAAACUAGCGGCAAUGAUGAACAUUCCCCAUGGAGAUCCAGCUGAAUCAUCUCCUCAUGUGCCUGUCACCUCCGUAAACCAGCCCAACACUCUCAUGGCCAGUAAAGUCUCAGAGCUGGCCUGUGUGUGUGUCGCUUUAGACAUGGCGCCACCAGAGUUCAGCUUUAUGCGCAACAGACAGGGUGUGGUGUUGUGUCAAGUCAAGCUGUCCAACGGUUUGAUUGUUCACGGCCCGCAGUGUCAAUCAGAAAACGACGCCAAGGAAAAAGCUGCCUUCUUUGCUGUACAAAGACUGAAUUCACUGGGGUCAGGCUUCCCUCUUCAAACGCCUCAGUACCGUGGAGUUGGACACAUGCAAGCUCCGCCCAUCAGAGCAAUGCCUCCUGUCUUCAACCAGCCAGGUGGCUUGCUGAUGCCCCCACAGGGUUGUGGUCCUGCCCCGCUGUGGGGAAUGCCUCUUCCUCCCCACCUCCACCACCAGAACCAAGCCUUCUACGGAGCAGCAGGAGUGUUUCCUGUGCGGCCACAGCCUGUGACCACACUGCCCGUUGGCUCACACAACCAGUUUAUCCCCUUACAGGUGACCAAGAAGCGUGUGUUGGCCAACAAGAAGAAGCAGGACACACAAGAGUUUUACAGCGCCGCUCAGACCGUGGCCAAGAACCAAAGAGCCCAGGACACGCCCUCUGGCCAAUCACAAGCUCACAACAUCAGAGAGAACGAACCAACUUCUAAGUCCACGCCGGAGCCCCAUACGCCCCCCCGGCAAAACAAACCGGCAGCAGCAGGCCACACCCCUGGCUCCACCUCCAAAAGGAAACACAGAAAGCUGGCCGUCACCUUUGAGUCGGGUAAAGUCUCCGAGCAGUGAGCUCCUGAAGCAUCGCUUCUGCUGCAUAUUGCAGUUUUACACUGCCUCAGUAGAUGGUAUUGCAGUAUUACUACUACAGUAUGUCAAAAUCAUUGAUUUCAACAACACAACUUUGGAUUGGUGAUAACUUCAAUGUCUACUUCAGCAGGAGUGUCCUGACUUUUACCACAUACAGAAAAAUACUUAAAUUCACUAUAAUUUGUAUCACAUACACUAAAAGCACUCCUGUGUAGGUGAAGAUAUGCUGAAUAUAUUUUAGUUAUUACUAGUGAUAUUUUCUUCAGCCAAUAUUUCAACUUUUUCUCUUCUCAGUGUAAUCGUAAUCUCCAUUUUAUGUGUCAAAUAUUCCCUGCCGAGCAAUAAAAAACUAGUGGUGUGCUACAAACGGCCUCCCAGCCACACUUUGGACACCCGUGCUUGAACGUGUCAGCUUGUUGGAAAAGAAGGCUGUAAAUUUAAUGAUGCAUCCUCCUUGCCAAUGCUUCAAACUUCAUUAUUAACUUUUAUAUUCAACAGUAUAAAUCAUUUAUAAUAUAUUUAUUUAAUCAUAAAAUUUACAGUCCAAGCGCGCUGCCCUUUCAAGGUGCGUUGAAUAUUGGCUAUAUCGGGGGUGUCCAAAGUCAUUUUGCAGCCUGCAGCUCAAUUUUUAUUGGCCUUGGAAACAUUGUAAAAAUAAAAUUAAACAACAUUUGGGGAGAAAAAAGAAAAAACAACUUUUUUUUUUUUUUUUUUUUUUUUUUUU
This is a messenger RNA of Dunckerocampus dactyliophorus (ringed pipefish), 6904 nucleotides long. RefSeq names its product 5'-3' exoribonuclease 1 (gene xrn1). The transcript is spliced from 39 exons. Gene Ontology annotation, molecular function: 5'-3' RNA exonuclease activity; RNA binding. NCBI's taxonomy places the organism in Eukaryota, Metazoa, Chordata, Actinopteri, Syngnathiformes, Syngnathidae. Gene Ontology annotation, biological process: nuclear-transcribed mRNA catabolic process; rRNA catabolic process. The record is from RefSeq and is a predicted model, not a curated record. Gene Ontology annotation, cellular component: nucleus. Bases 1519 to 6162 code for a protein of 1547 amino acids.